UUUCUGUGAUCAGUGGUUGCUCUCAAGAAAUUCUGCUACUCAAAAUUGAAGUUGGUUUAUCCCAAUAAUUCCAAGCUAUGGAUUCUCCCCGAAGAUGGAACAUUCCAGUGACUUUGGACACAGAACAAGCUGGACCUGAAGAUGAUAUCAUCCAGGUCCAAAGUCUUUCUGAAGAAGAAGAAGAAGAGGAAGCUUUGUGGGAGAAGAUUGAGAGUGUGCGACACCAACUAACUCGCUCUUUGAAUCCAGAAAAGCUGACACCCUACUUACGUCAGUGUCGUGUGAUAGAUGAGCAAGACGAAGAGGAGGUGCUGAGUGCCUAUCGGUUCCCAUGCAGGAGCAACCGAACAGGACUCCUGAUGGAUAUCCUUCGAAGGCGGGGGAAGCGAGGCUACGAGGCAUUCUUGGAGUCCUUGGAGUUCUAUUACCCUGAACAUUUCACCCGACUGACGGGAAAGCAACCUGUUCAGCGUUGCUCUAUGAUCUUGGAUGAGGAGGGUCCUGAAGGCCUGACUCAGUUCCUGAUGAUGGAGGUGAAGAAGGUGAGGGCCCAACGAAAGGAACACCUGGCCAAAGAACACCAGCUCCAGAUAAAAAACCAAGGCUUAGAAAAAGAAUGUAGCCAGUUGAAGCAACAGCUCCAGGGAUUACAGAAAGUGCAAGAAGGUUGGCAGAGGUUCCAAGAAGAGUGGGAUACCAAGAGCCUGGAGUUGCUAAGGCUGAAGGAUGAAAAUUAUUUGCUGGCCAUGCGCUUUGCACAACUAUGUGAAGAGAAAAACGCUGCUGUCUUAAGGAGUAGGGAUCUGCAACUUGGGAUAGAUCAAUUGAAAUGCAAGAUCGCUAGUAUGGAGGAAGAGUGUUCCUUAUUGAAGAAACAAACAUUAAUGGCCCCUCAGCGGGAGGUGGAGGAUCAUGGAUUUACUGACAUUUCUGAUUUGCAAGCUGAGAACCAGAGGUUAAUUGCUUCACUUCAGGAGUUGCAGAAUGUAAUGCAGAAAGCAAGGGAAGACCAUGUGCCAGGCUCUGAGAGGGUUCUUCUAGACAUUCUGGAGCAUGAUUGGAAGGAAGCACAAGCAGACCGACAGGAACUGUGUCAGAAGCUCAGCUCCUUACAGAAUGAGCUGCAGUGUGCUGAACAGCUGAGAGAUAAGUAUCUGCAGGAAAUGGAGGAUUUACAAUUGAAAUUCCAUACUCUGCAGAAGAACUGUGAUCUGUAUAAGCACAGAAUGAACACCGUGCUUUCUCAGCUAGAGGAGAUUGAGAAGGAAAGAGAUCAGGCCAUUCAGAGCCGAGAUGACAUUCAGCUCCAGUAUUCCCAAAGCCUCAUUGAGAAGGACCAAUACCGUAAACGUGUUCGGACUUUGGAGGAAGAGAGAGAUGACUUGCUGAGCAAACUCACACAGGCUGAGGGCACACUAGAGGGACAGUUGCAGCGAUGCUUGUGUAACAGAGGCCUCGCCAAGAAGAUAUGUUCCUCUUCUCAUUCACUCUACAGCAGCAGUUGGAGCAUAAUAGAGGAUGGGAUUGUAGAUUCACCAGACAUCCUGGACACUAUAUUCCCAAGAGACUCUGUAGGGCCAGAUGUGGAAGUGACUCCAGACAGAGAGAAAGAAAUAAACCGGCUCUCCAUCUUUCCCUUCCCCCCAUGUGCGGGUUCUAUACUUCGACGGCAGCGUGAAGAUGGGCCAACGGCUUUCAAGAGUUGGUCUUAUGGGUCCUUUGGUAGCAUGGAAGACUUAACAGGAAGUACCACCACCACAGCUUCUUCUGCCAGGUCACCUUCCUCUUCCAGCAGUGCACACACCAGGGCAAAAUCAGAAGCCUGCCUCUCCAGUGAUUGUGAUCAACAAAAGUUUGCCAGAAGAUCGGUUAUGGUGCAUUUGUCCAAUACAAGUCCCCUGAGUGUUCCAGCACUCCAGAGCAGGGGACUGACUGGAGAUAUUUCCAUCCUUGGAGGAAACAGAACCGGGAUUUAUGUCCAGUGGGUGAAACCAGGCUCAGAAGCUGAGAAGGCAGGACUCCGAGAGGGAUGUCGGCUCCUAGAACUUAGGGAGGCACAGCUAAAUGGAGAAGGGCUAUCUUUGGAGAACUGCACACUGGAGGUUGCUCACUUAAGCUUGUUGUACUGGAAGGACCCAUCUGCUCUUCUAUUCUCACAUGAUGUGAGAGGUUAUCAGCCUCUCAAAGAAGCAUUUGAUUCAAGAAAGAAAAUUCUUGGUGACUCAUUUUAUGUGCGUACUAACCUGAGCCUCUUGGAGCUUUCAAACCCUUAUGCUCUAUGUGUGAAGUGUCGAGAGAUCCUUCAUGUUACCGAUACCUUGUAUAAGGGGCAGUUGGAAUGGUAUUGUGCUCGUGUGGACCCCUUCACACUUCGAGACUUGGACAAGGGCACAGUACCCAACUACAACAGGGCUUACCAGCUCUUGAAGAUACAGAUAGCAAUGUGGCAGAAAAGCUGCAGGAAUAAGCUGAAGAAACGGACCUUGAAGCAGCUUCGCCUGGUGAAACUCAAGAAACAGGAUGAGAACCCUUGGCUGGACUCUUGCCCAGCUGGAGUUGAAAAACCAUACAGUCUGGUUCAUCCUAUAAUGGUUCAGACCCGUCGCCCCGUUAUGCUUUCCCCUGGAUGCUUAGCCCCUCUGCUCCUGAGGAAUCUUCUGGAUCUCCCUUCUUCACGUCAGGAUUUCUGCUUUAGCCCAGCGGAUAACCUUGCAAAACAAAGAGCAUUCUGUGCUUCUUCCAAGAAUGUUGUUAAUGCUGAGAGGCUCUCUCAGAGUCAGAGGGACUGUGGGAUGAUCCACAUGAUCCAGGAAGCUAUUAAAAAGAACCAACACUGUCUGCUGGAGCUGGAGGUCCAGCUGGUAAAGGACCUAAUUAAAAGUGAAAUAUACCCCAUCAUUAUCUAUGUUAAAGUCACUGAGAAAAAGAUCAAAGGAAUCAGGAGCCUAUUAGGGAAGCCGGGGCAGCGAGAAUCUGAGGUGCUGAAGAAAUGUCAAAGAGAUGAAUGGGUUCUCCAUACCUUACCCUGUUUGUGGGUAUGGGUAGAUCCUCAGUCCUGGAGCAGUUCAGAGGACCUGGUAAAGGUGGUACGGGCCCACAUCUUCCAGGAACAAACCAGGAUGGUGUGGAUUGAGGAGAAUGAUAUGUGAUAGAUGAUACUGGUGGAUUCAUUUGUGCAGAAGAAUGGCCUCUGCAGGACAGAGGCAUAGGCUCUACAACCCACCAACAUUGCCUUAUAUUUGUCAUUUAUCCCAUAUAAAGUAGACGUUUGGUAUAUCUGGCAUGUUCAUGAUCAAGGUCAUUUCUUUUUUUUUCUUAAGCCAAAAAAUUGGGAGGUAAUGAAUGAAUGAAUAUAAAUAAAAGAAAACUAUGGCUAAAACUUGAUUUUGGUUUUGCGUAGUGUCAUACUUUUUAACUGUAAUUAAUUUUAUCCACUUCAUCAAUUGAUAAUUUUAACAUUCUUUACAAACAUAUAUGUAAACAUUUUCUAUGUAUGUUCUUGUUAGACUUAUUUUUGCAAGUCUUUCUCCAUAAUAUAUUUACAUGUGGAUUACAUUUAGUUUUGUAUAUAGAUUUGUUAGAUAAUUAAAUUGGAGAACCAUUUUUAAAAAUAUGAAGACAUGCAAAUUAAUAUAUAAUUGUAUUUUGAUUCUUGCAUUGAUUCAACAUGUAGUUGAUACUAGCUAAACCUGAAUAUCUAAGCAGGGAUAGAUGAAAGAGCACCAGAAAAUCCUGGGGCU
Molecule: messenger RNA, 3740 nt
Organism: Protobothrops mucrosquamatus (brown spotted pit viper)
Lineage: Eukaryota; Metazoa; Chordata; Lepidosauria; Squamata; Viperidae
Gene: CARD10
Product: caspase recruitment domain family member 10
Exons: 21
Coding region: 78-3149 (1023 amino acids)
Biological process (GO): regulation of apoptotic process
Molecular function (GO): protein binding
Source: RefSeq, a predicted model, not a curated record